AUGAAUGUUGUUACUUUGAGGAAUGGAAAGCAAUUGGAAGAUCCUCCUAUCAAGGAGCCAUCAAAGGAGGUCGUUGAAGAAGUAGGUGAAGGUGAGAAGGAGAUUCACAAUGCUAAGGUCGAGGAUGAAGCAAAGGAUGAAACUCCAAAGCCACUUGCUCCAUAUGUGCCUAAAGUUCCUUUUCCUCAAAGGUUAGCCCAAGCUAAACUUCAGAAAAAGUACGGUAAAUUUCUUGAUAUUCUUAAAAAGCUUCAUAUAAAUAUUUCGUUUUUAGAUGCUAUAUCCGAAAUGCCUUCAUAUGCUAAAUUUUUAAAGGAUAUUCUUUCUAACAAGAAAAAGUUGGAAGAGAAUGCUACAGUUGCUUUGAAUGCAGAGUGCAGUGCUAUUUUGCAGAACACUCUACCUAAGAAAUUAGGUGAUCCAGGUAGUUAUUCAAUUCCAGUGAAGCUUGGAGAUAUUGAAAUCAACAGGGCACUAUGCGAUCUUGGUGCAAGUGUAAGUCUCAUGUCGCUGUCCAUCUGUAAGAAGCUACAAAUGGGUGAACUCAAACCCACAAGCAUAUCCUUGCAACUUGCAGAUAGGUCAGUCAAAUUUCCUUUGGGUGUGCUUGAGGAUGUACCUCUUCGUGUAGGUAAAUUUUUCAUUCCUUGUGAUUUUGUUGUGAUGGAAAUGGAGGAAGAUGUGGAUGUUCCAAUUAUACUUGGUAGACCUUUCUUAGCUACUGCGGGUGCAAUCAUUGACAUGAAGAAGGGUAAGAUUACUUUUGAAGUAGGUGAUGAAAAAUUGGAAUACUCACUUUUGAAUGUUAUGGGUACUCCCUCUAUGGGAGACACUGUUUGUCAGGUUGAUGUACUUGACGAGUUGCAGAGUGAGCAGCUUCCUUUGAGCAAACCAGAUGACGCACUUGAACAAGUGCUAGUAGGAAAGGAUGAUGGUGAUGGAGAUUGGGAAGCAAGAGAAUAUGCCAGGCUACUUGAAGAAGCAAAGGCCAACCCAAUCGCUAAUCCAAUCAGAGAAACACUUAGUGCAGUGAGUAUUGGGGAGAGUACUAAGCCUCCCGAGGUAGAGUUGAAACCUGUCCCUUCUAAUUUAAAAUAUGCAUAUCUUGGUCCUAAUAAUUCAUACCCUGUUAUUGUUAAUGCUGAACUCAAGGACACAGAAUUGGAGCAAUUGCUCAAUGUUCUAAGAACAUAUAAAAGUGUAAUUGGGUACACCAUUGAUGAUAUUAAGGGUAUUAACCCUUCUUUUUGUAUGCAUAAAAUUAUUCUUGAAAAUGAUCAUGCCUCUUCUGUAGAACCUCAAAGAAGACUUAAUCCAAAUAUGGUGGAGGGUAUUGAAGUUGAUAAGGCUAAGAUAGAGUUCAUAGAGCGUUUACCCCCUCCGAACUCUGUUAAAGGAGUUCGAAGUUUCCUUGGUCAUGCAGGUUUUUACCGUCGUUUUAUUAAGGAUUUUUUGAAAAUCGUUCGACCUCUAACUGAGCUCUUAGCUAAGGAUGUUCCUUUUGUUUUCUCUGAUGCUUGUCUUGAGGCUUUCAACAGGUUGAAGGAAGCUUUGAUCACUGCUCCUGUCAAGCUACCCCCUAGAUUGGAGCCUGCCGUUCGAAAUAAUGUGUGA
Chenopodium quinoa (quinoa) is the source of this 1614-nucleotide messenger RNA. RefSeq lists its product as uncharacterized. The coding region runs from base 1 to 1614 and encodes 537 amino acids. Lineage: Eukaryota; Viridiplantae; Streptophyta; Magnoliopsida; Caryophyllales; Amaranthaceae. The record is from RefSeq and is a predicted model, not a curated record. The transcript is spliced from 2 exons.